AUGUCUCUUAGGGAUCCGUCAUACAACCCUCCUUCUGUGUCGGAGCUGCAGGAGUUCCUGCUGGCAGACAGACGACCUACCGGACAUGUCAAUCAAGUCUGGCCUAACCUUUUCAUAGGCAAUGAGGUGGCAGCUCGUGACAAGGGUACUCUCCACAGUCUGGGCAUAACUCACAUUGUAAACGCUGCUCAUAGACCCCCCAGCCCUGAUGCAGGACCCUGUUUCUAUGUCAACACUGGUCCACGUUUCUACAGAGACAUGAAGGUGGAUUAUUAUGGGGUGGAUGCUGAUGAUGCAGUAGACUUCAUCCUUAGUCCUUUCUUUUACCCAACAGCACGGUACAUCAGAGCUGCAUUGGCCGUGGGAGGACGGGUGUUUGUCCACUGUCUGAUGGGUGUGAGUCGCUCUGCAACACUGGUGCUGGCCUUCCUGAUGAUUGUUGAGGGCCUGAGGCUGCAAGAGGCGGUGGCUGCCGUCAGGCCACACAGAGACAUCUGUCCCAACCCUGGCUUCCUGCAGCAGCUCCGCAGCCUCGACAUGGGCCUGGAGAGGGAGAGGAGGAGGCGACGACAGGCCCAAACAUUGUAA
This is a messenger RNA of Micropterus dolomieu (smallmouth bass), 588 nucleotides long. RefSeq names its product dual specificity protein phosphatase 13-like. NCBI's taxonomy places the organism in Eukaryota, Metazoa, Chordata, Actinopteri, Centrarchiformes, Centrarchidae. The transcript has 3 exons. The record is from RefSeq and is a predicted model, not a curated record. Gene Ontology annotation, biological process: negative regulation of MAPK cascade; protein dephosphorylation. Bases 1 to 588 code for a protein of 195 amino acids. Gene Ontology annotation, cellular component: cytoplasm. Gene Ontology annotation, molecular function: MAP kinase phosphatase activity; protein tyrosine/serine/threonine phosphatase activity.